CCUAGGGGAUGUUCCUCUUUUAUACUCUUUCGUAUGUCUGUUUUAUUCACACGUCUCUAGAUUAUUGACCUAGCUUAACCUUGUUUCUAACGAACUACAAUUAGGUCGGUGAGAACGUUAUUACACUCUAACCUAAUUAAUGGAUAUUAAGUAUUCAGCUUAGGUUUAGAUAUCUAAAUAUGACGACCUUCUCUGAUAUUAGAAUAAAAAUAGGACAUUAAAAUAAAUAGAAUUUAUAUUUAAACAAUAAGAAAAAAACAACUUUGACUCGAACUAAACAUAAACUGGUUGUCAAGAGAGUAUUUCGGAUAACACAUAAAGACUAUCUUUAACAGCUGAUCGUUUCUUAACGUGAAAAGAAACUAGACGGUUAGGAAAAGAAAAUCAGAAAGAUGUCUAAAAAGACUGGUGUUGCAAUUUUUGGCUUAGGUCGAGCUGGAUCAAUUCAUAUAAUGAAUUGUAUCAAGAAUUUUCGAAUACAAGUCGUUUGGUUAAUUGACGUAGAUUUGGAUCAUUGUAAAGAAAUAAUCAAUAAAUACUGUCUUGAUGGUACACGUUGUUGCACACCGAACGAAACUCAAUUGGUGUUUGAUGAUGAAAAUGUUAGUGCUGUCCUAAUCUGUUCUCCAACAUUUACGCAUGAAAAUUUGGUAAAAACAGCUUUGGAAAAUGGAAAGGCGGUAUUUUGUGAAAAACCUAUUUCCAAAUCAUUGCAGGCGACUAAAGAAUGUUACGACUUGUCUGAAAAGUCUAAAUUACCAUUAUUCUGCUCUUUCAACAGACGAUUCGAUCCUAGUAUUUCAUCAAUCCAAGAACAAAUUAGACAAGAUAAUCUUGGUAAACUAUAUACAAUAAGAACGUGCAGUAGGGAUUGUCCACUACCUUCUAUGGAUUAUUUAAAAUCAUCUGGUGGAUUUUUUCACGACUGUGCAGUUCACGAUAUCGAUAUGAUUUGUUGGAUUUUAAAUGAAUAUCCUAAAUCAGUAUUUGCGGUUGCAACAGCUCACGAUAGUAGAAUUCGUGAAAUGAAUGAUUGGGAUACGGCCGUUAUAACUUUAAAGUUUGAUAGUGGCGUUAUUGGUGUUAUAGAAAUAAGUCGAUUCUCAGAGUUUGGCUAUGAUCAGAGACUCGAAAUUCAUGGUAAAACUGGAAUGUUGACGUCUAAUUUUCAAUUUCAAGACUCUACUGAAUCGUUUACGAAAUCAGGAAAAUUGAGCACUCCGCUAAAAUGGUCUUUCAAUUCAAGAUACGCCGAAAGUUAUGUAAAUGCUUUGGAAACGUUUAUAGACGCCGUAAGAACGGGAAAAACGUUGGAAAUCUGUAAAAGGUCAACGGUUCGAGUGAGCGAGAUUGCGGACGCAUGCGAAGAAUCUAUUAAAUUGAGUCAAUUGGUUGAAAUUCACUAUAGCGAAGAUUGAAGGCUUUUGUUCGUUUACAUAAGAUAAUUAAGGUCUUUUCAACAAUUCUACUUGUAUAACUCGACCUAAACUCAUAAUAUAUCUACCAAACAGCUUGGUUUUCUUUAUAUUUUACCUCGAAUAAAAAAGAAAUAACAGUACAACAACCCUCCAAAUGCUAGAACUUCCUGCACUCUAUUGAAUCUAUUAGCAGCAUUAUACUACUAUUAUUUAUUACAAUUUCUUUAUUAUCAUUCAUAAAUGAUAUUUUAUAUCUAUAUAUCUAUAGUAUUACUGUAUUUCUUGAUACUUUAUUUUCUUUAGUUAGG
This is a messenger RNA of Dimorphilus gyrociliatus, 1726 nucleotides long. NCBI's taxonomy places the organism in Eukaryota, Metazoa, Annelida, Polychaeta, Dinophilidae. The record is from the annotation of a GenBank genome assembly.